Coprinopsis cinerea okayama7#130 is the source of this 618-nucleotide messenger RNA. RefSeq lists its product as hypothetical. The coding region runs from base 1 to 618 and encodes 205 amino acids. The transcript has 3 exons. The record is from RefSeq and is a predicted model, not a curated record. Lineage: Eukaryota; Fungi; Basidiomycota; Agaricomycetes; Agaricales; Psathyrellaceae.
AUGUUCUUCAAGCUCUCCUCGCCUCUAACUCUCGUUCUCGGUGAGACUCUAGCCUCUACCCUUCCCUUCAAGUUUUACACUAACUCCAAUCUUUCUUUCAUCCCAUCGCUCAUGUUCCAUGCAGCCGCCCUCUCAACAACGCUCAUCGUCCCCUCUCACGCCCAAAUCCCCGCAGGCACCACAGCUCUCGCAGAGUGGUUCACGAAUCUCAUCCCCUCCGUCAUCCCCAACACGACGACGAACUGGAUCCCGCCAUUCGAAGAUGGCACCUUCGCUGAGGACAUUGUGGUGCAUUUUAAUGGGAGGGUUAUUGAAGGGAGGGAGAACAUGAAGACGUAUUGGACGGGUUUGAGCGCUAACAUCGUCGCACGCGUUGACGCGUACGUUAUCGAGCCGACUCAAACCGUCGCAUUCACGACCGACGUUGAAGGUCGCGAAGGCUGGGUAGUCGCCACCGGCAAAACAUGGCUCCAAACCAAACAAGGGGAGGUCUACACCGAUGGAGGGGCGUCAGCUUGGGUCGUGGUCAAGUGGGAUCAAGUCUUGGAGAAGAGGGUGGUGAAGGAGUGGAGGGAGGUUAAUACGCCUCCGAAUUUCCCUAAUUAUCCGUGGAGUUAG